CAGAGAUAAAUAUUGCUGCUGUUGUUGAGCAUCAUCUACAAUAGCCUUGACCCAGACCAAACCACCCUUUUACUUUCUCUCUCUGUCUUGUGUCUACUACUCAAAUGAUUCACUCUUUCUUGCUCUGAAACACCCCCUUAUUUUUUUACUAAUUGAUAAUCAUUUCUCUCUCCUUUGUCAACCGAAGAAACUGAAAGAAAACAAAGAAAGAGUAAUAGUAGGUGUGCAGAAAGAAAAAAGAGAGAGAAAGAAGUAAAAGGGUACAUAGGAAAAAAAAAAAGAUUUCAAGAAAAACCCAGAAAAAGAUAGAAUAUUUUCAAGAAUCAAAUCAAGGUUUCUGAUUCAUUCAACCUUAGAAUUCAUAAAGGUAAGCCCUUUUUAGCUUUUCUUCCUUUCUUGCAAGAAACAAAAAGGCAAAUGUAUAUUCUGCUGCUGCUGUUUAUCAAGAAUCCCUAAAUUUCUUGAAUAAAUAGACACUUAUACUUUUGUAGUUACUGGAAAUAUACAGUCAGGGGUAUAGCAUAUAUGGUUUUGAUGAAUGUGAGGAUUUUUGGAGUUCAAUGAAGGUUAAGCGGCGAUGGUGGAUCGGCGGAGCAAAGUGGUUUUGGUCUGUUUUGUGGUUUUGUCCUUAUUGUUUAACUUUACAUUAGAACAGCAGCAGCAAUUGUUGAGUUCUCGACUUGAGAGAUUGGCUUUACUUAAAUUGAGAUCUUCAUUGGGUUUGAGAGCUAGAGAAUGGCCUAUAAAGUCUGACCCUUGUUCACGUUGGGCUGGUAUUCAAUGCCAGAAUGGACGUGUUACUAGGAUCAAUAUCUCUGGUUUUAAGCGUACUCGUAUUGGAAGUCAAAACCCUCAAUUUUCAGUUGAUGCCCUCCGGAACUUCACCUUUUUGGCUUCCUUUAAUGCGUCCAAUUUCGCGCUUCCAGGCGCAAUUCCUCAAUGGUUUGGUUUCGCACUUGCCUCUCUACAAGUGCUUGAUCUUAGGUCUUGCUCAAUUGGUGGUUCUAUUCCUGCAAGUUUUGGCAAUUUGAGUAGCUUAACUAGCUUGUAUUUAUCUGGAAAUACUAUUACAGGGGUAGUUCCAUCAACUUUGGGUAAUUUGUUACGCCUUGCGGUUCUUGAUCUUUCGCAAAAUUCUCUAACUGGCAUCAUUCCUCCGACUUUUUCUGGUCUAAGAAAUCUUACUUCGCUUGAUAUGUCAUCAAAUUACUUAACUGGGGGCAUCCCUCCUGGUAUUGGAAGUUUAGCUAGGUUGAAGUUCGUGAAUUUUUCUGGGAAUAGUUUGUCUUCUUCGAUACCCGCCCAACUCGGUGAUCUUUCCGGUCUGGUUGACCUUGAUCUUGGAUCCAACUCUUUAGUGGGGUCCGUGCCUUCAGACUUGAGAGGUUUAAGGAAUUUGCAGAGACUUGAUAUUGGGAAUAAUUUCCUCUCAGGAUCGUUGCCUGGGAAUCUGUUUCCUGCUUUGAAUCAGUUGCAGUAUCUGGUGUUGAGUCAUAAUGGCUUUACUGGUGGUCUUCCUGACGCACUGUGGACAAUGUCUCGCUUGCAAGUUUUCGAUGCCUCCAGAAAUAACUUUACUGGUACACUGCACAAUCUUACUUCAAGUGUUAACGGCACAACUGCAGUGUUUAACUUAUCUCAGAAUCUGUUUUAUGGAGGUCUCGGUUCUGUGAUUAGGAGGUUUGCUUUUACUGAUCUUUCUGGUAAUUAUUUCCAAGGUACGCUUCCAGAUUAUGCCAGAAGCAAAGUGUCUCUUGGCAAAAAUUGCCUCCAACAACUGUCAAAUCAAAGGACUGCACAAGAAUGCGAAUCAUUUUAUGCAGAGAGGGGUCUAAUAUUUGAUAACUUUGGACUGCCAAAUUCAACUCAAACUCCUACUCAAUCACGCAAGAAGAGUCACAGAACUGUUAUCAUAUUAGCUGCAGUUUUGGGAGGAGCCGCACUUAUUGUGCUCUUGGUGAUUUUGCUUAUACUUUUGAUUGUUUGCGGUCGCAGGAGGGAUGCAACGAAUCAAAGAGGCACUGGUGUUGGCCCUGUUCCUGCAGAUGCAAGCCCUCCAUCUCCAGGAAUGUCUUUAAACUUUACCAGCUUGGGAGAUGCAUUUACAUAUCAGCAGAUUCUCCAUGCCACAGGUGAGUUUGGUGAUGAGAAUCUCAUCAAACAUGGCCAUUCUGGUGAUAUUUUCCGGGGUAUUCUUGAAGGAGGAAUUCCAGUGGUAAUUAAAAGAUUUGAUUUACGCUCAGUCAAGAAAGAAGCAUGCAUGUUGGAACUAGACUUUUUCAGCAAGGUUUCUCAUCCCAGGUUGGUCCCUCUCUUGGGACAUUGCUUAGAGAAUGAGAAUGAAAAGUUUCUAGUUUACAAAUAUAUGCCAAAUGGAGACUUGUCAAGUUGUUUAUUCAGGAAAACCAAUUCAGACGAUGACAGUUUACAAUCUCUUGAUUGGAUAACUAGACUGAAAAUUGCUAUAGGAGCUGCGGAGGGCCUUUCUUUUUUGCAUCAUGAAUGUUCCCCACCCUUUGUUCAUAGAGAUAUACAAGCAAGCAGCAUUCUUCUUGAUGAUAAAUUUGAAGUGCGGUUAGGGAGCUUAAGUCAGGUCUGUGCUCAAGAAGGGGACAAUCAUCAAAAUAGAAUCACCCGGUUGCUGCGGUUGCCACAGACAUCAGAACAAGGCACCUCUGGUACCCCCAAUGCUACAUGUGCCUAUGAUGUUUAUUGCUUUGGGAAGGUCUUGCUUGAGCUUGUAACAGGCAAGCUAGGUAUCAGUGCAUCUGGUGAUGCUGGGAUGAAGGACUGGCUGGAGCAGACGCUACCCUACAUCAGUAUAUAUGAAAAAGAACUGGUGACAAAUAUUGUUGACCCAUCGUUGAUAAUAGACGAAGAUCUAUUAGAGGAAGUAUGGGCCAUGGCUGUUGUUGCCAAGUCUUGCCUGAACCCCAAGCCCUCGAGACGGCCCCUGAUGAGAUAUAUUCUUAAAGCUCUGGAAAAUCCUCUGAAAGUGGUUAGGGAAGAACACACUAGCUCAGCAAGGCUAAGAACAACUUCCUCGAGAAGCUCAUGGAAUGCUGCUCUAUUUGGUAGCUGGCGGCAUAGCUCUUCAGAUGUGGCAGCUAUACCAGUGGCACCGGCUAACAAAAUGGAAGGUGGGAGUAGCUUUAAACAGUCGGGUACAACUGGUUCUCAGGGAAGUGGUCAUAAUGGCGAAGGAGGCCAUUCAUCCUCAACUAGGAGGCAGUCCAGGGAGAUUUUUCCUGAACCGAUGAAUGUCCAAGAUGUAGAAAGGCCAAAUGAGGAUUAGAACUCAGAUUAUUUUUUCAUAAUUCUUUUGUUAAUAACAAGAGCAGGCUUUGCAUUUGAGUCCCUUGCUUGCUAAUACAGCUCAACAUUCUCCUCCAAGUAGGAAGAUUCUGGUAUUGCAAGCCCGUCUCCUUCUUACCCUAGGGGAGGGGAUUUGUUUAAAAAUUGCACAGCUCCACCAGAGGUAAUUGGAUAGAAAGAUUUAAGGGAAUUCUUGUUUAGCAGGAAAGAGACACCAAAUUGCAUGGAUUUUGAUUUUGGAAGUUCUUUUUUUUUUUUUUUUUUUUCCAUUUCUUCGUGGAGAGUGAGAGAGACGAGAGUGAGGUUUAGUCCAGUGAUGAUUCUUCUUCCUAUUUGUUUGGGGCUUGUUUUCCGUUGAAACAAGCUACAGUUUUUCUGUUGUUGGUCCUCCUGUGGAAUGUAAAUUAUAAAGGCUCCACCUCCUUCCAAAAGAUGGAAGGCGUCAAAGACAACAACCGCUACAUAGUUUCUUUCUUUCUUU
Coffea eugenioides is the source of this 3796-nucleotide messenger RNA. RefSeq names its product probable LRR receptor-like serine/threonine-protein kinase At2g16250. NCBI's taxonomy places the organism in Eukaryota, Viridiplantae, Streptophyta, Magnoliopsida, Gentianales, Rubiaceae. Gene Ontology annotation, biological process: protein phosphorylation. Gene Ontology annotation, molecular function: protein binding; protein kinase activity; ATP binding. The record is from RefSeq and is a predicted model, not a curated record. The coding region runs from base 578 to 3295 and encodes 905 amino acids. The transcript has 4 exons.